This is a messenger RNA of Ilex paraguariensis (yerba mate), 579 nucleotides long. NCBI's taxonomy places the organism in Eukaryota, Viridiplantae, Streptophyta, Magnoliopsida, Aquifoliales, Aquifoliaceae. The record is from the annotation of a GenBank genome assembly.
AUGAAAAGGGCAAGUGUUGGAGAGAGGAAAGGCGACGGCGCCCUUUGGGCAACAUGUAGGUGGCUGUGCCAGUGGCGCUGGGGGAUUGUUAGAGGCACCCAAGGUGUUGCUAGAGGCAUCAAAGGCAUUGUUGGGACGCCUAAGAUGCUGUUAGAGGCGCCCAAGGAGAUGCAAGGCACUGCUAGAGGGGCUACUGGAGACACCCAAGGGGCUGCUAGGGCACCCAAGGCACUGCUAGAGGCGCCCAAGAAAAUGAGGAGGGAUUCGAUGAAGAGGGCUUCAAUCACAUGGUGUCCCAGGUGGAGGCUCCUUAAUGGAAAGGAGAAAGGUGGCUCAAGGCAGGGCGAUGAGACGGCAGUAGCGAGCGGUGUUGGUUUAGGCAGUACCGAAGCCGGUUGGGACCGCUGUGACCCCAAGGAAUUUGGAUCUAGUGAGUGGCGCUGGGGGAUUGUUAGAGGCACCCAAGGUGUUGCUAGAGGCAUCAAAGGCAUUGUUGGGACGCCUAAGAUGCUGUUAGAGGCGCCCAAGGAGAUGCAAGGCACUGCUAGAGGUGCCCAAGGGGCUGCUGGAGAAGCCUAA